Messenger RNA from Eupeodes corollae, 3156 nucleotides. Its product is annotated as isoleucine--tRNA ligase, cytoplasmic-like. The record is from RefSeq and is a predicted model, not a curated record. Lineage: Eukaryota; Metazoa; Arthropoda; Insecta; Diptera; Syrphidae. Gene Ontology annotation, molecular function: aminoacyl-tRNA deacylase activity; ATP binding; isoleucine-tRNA ligase activity. The transcript has a single exon. The coding region runs from base 1 to 3156 and encodes 1051 amino acids. Gene Ontology annotation, biological process: isoleucyl-tRNA aminoacylation.
AUGAACUUGUACUCAAAUUAUUCUGCCAACAAGCUAGAAAAACAAAUUUACAAUCCUCUGGAGGAAGAGAAAACAAUCUUCGAACUCUGGACAAAACAAAAAGCAAAUGAAAAAAUACGAGAGAUUCGAGGAAGGGAAAACAAUGGAACAUUUAAGAUUUUGAAUGGCCCACCUUUCCCAACGGGGUCACCGCACAGUGGUCACAUUGUCAAUGUUCUUAUGAAGGACGUAUUCACUAGGUAUGCCUAUCAAAAGAAUCUGAAUGUGGUGAGUAGUUUUGGCUGGGACUGUCAUGGACUGCCAGUGGAACAUGAAGUCGACAAGAGGCUCGACAUCAAGGAGCCUCAAGAUCUGUACCGUAUUGGAGUGUCGGACUAUAAUGAAGAGUGUCGGAAGUUUGUGCAACGACACGAAUCCGAUUGGAAGAACAACUUGGAUCGAAUCGGAAUAGCGGCGGAUUUGACUGCAGCCUAUUCAACAAUGAGUCGAGAUUCAAUGGAAGGCGUGUGGGGAGUGUUUAAGAAACUCUUCGAUUUGGGAUUGGUCUACAAGGACACAAAGAUACUGCCCUAUUCCACCGGCUGUUUCACUCACUUGUCCCACUUCGAAGCAGAACAGAAUUCGAAGAUGCGACACGAAGUUGCUGCAAUAGUUGGUCUUAGAAUUGUAGAGUCUGAUGUGAGACUCUUAAUUUGGACAGAUUCUCCUUGGAAGUUGGCAGCAAACUUUGCUGUUUGUGUAAACCCAACUUCGGUGUAUGUUAAGAUUAAAAUGGCUGCAAAUGAUCAAAUAUAUAUUUUAUCUCGGAACCGACUACAUUCGAUUUUUCCAAAUUCGAAGGACUUUUCGAUAGUAGAAGAAAUUGAAGGUAAGCGCAUUGCAGACUUGAAAUAUCACCCCCUAUUCGACUAUCUGCCAGGAAGCCUUACCGUUCUCAAAGACGCAAGUAUUCACGAAAAAGAAGGUACAGGCAUAGUAGCGCUGUGUCCUCAUUUCAAUGAAAAUGAAUAUAGGAUUUGUUUUGAGAACGGCUUGUCGCCCGAUGAGACACUUUGCCCAUUAGACAGAAGUGGACGGUUUACUCAAAGGAUUUUAGAACUGGCUGGACUAACGAUUGAAGAAGCAAGUUUGUCAGUUAUUCAGAGGCUUCAGAAAAGCGGACUGUUGGUGCAUGUUGAGAAUAUUGAAAGAAGGAGGCAACACUGUUGGCGAUCGGAUGUUCCACUGAUAGAAAAAGUAACAACAAGUUGGUUCCUAAAGGUGGAAAGCCUAAGGACGAAGCUCAAAGCAAAUAACUCGGAAAUUAAUUGGGUUCCUAGCUCAUAUAAGGGACUAAUGGAUAAUCAAUUUGAUAAGCUGAAAGAUUGGCCAAUUGGGCGCCAUAGGCAUUGGGGAACUCCAAUUCCUAUAUGGUCAUCGCCUUCCGGAGAUGAAAUUGUCUGCGUUGGUAGUGUAGAAGAGUUGUUGCAACUGACCAACAUCAAAGAGAUAUCGGACUUGCAUAAGGAGUGUCUAGACAAGUUGCUUAUUCCAUCUAAGGUACCUGGAAAUCCACCUUUACGUAGAGUUUCUGAAGUAUUCGAUUGUUGGUUUGAAUCUGGUUCAGUGCCAAUUCUUCAGCAUAACAUAAAGGAUCAAGUGGAGUUAAUGGUUGAGGGAAAAGAUCAAAUCAGUGGUUGGUUUCUGACUGCAUCAAUACUUUCAGCAGCACUUUCUUUACCGGCUCUAUCAAAAACUAUUGUUGUCCACGGACUGGUUCAUAGCAUCGAUGAAAUGAAGCUUUCGAAAAGGAAACACAAUCACAACGAUGCAAUUAAGAUAGCAGAGAAAUACGGAAUCGAUGCCCUUAGAUUGUACUUGCUAAGUUCGCCAUUAGUUGUAGGAGAACCUUUAGUGCUGCAGGAGAGCGAUGUUGGAAUAUUCAAUAAAAAAAUAUUUCAACCAUUUUACAAAAUGGUCUAUGACCUUAUGCCUCUUCUAGGAAAACAAGGCUAUGUUACAUAUGGAAUUUUCAGCGAAGCAAGUAAGUAUGAGGAUAUUUUCGAGCAAUGGAUCCUUGGACACACAGAAUCCUUGGUCCAAUUCUAUGAAAGUGAAUUGAAAGCGCAUCGUCUAAAUUUAGUUAUUCCACGUCUCAUUGCACUUUUAGAAGAGUUUCAUAAGUGGUUCAUUCCAGCUAUAAGAAUCAUUAACAAACCUGAUCGUGGAUUUAUCGUUUUCAAUGUCAUCUACAAAACACUCCUGGUGUUGGCCCCUUUUGCUCCAGUCUUCACCGAAUAUAUUUAUCAAAUAAUAAAACCAUGGACUGUGGAGAAAGAUUGUGUACUUGAUGUUCAACUCACUAAAAAGAGUGAUAAAUUCAUUCGCCCUCACUUGGACCUUCGAAUUUCUCGAUGGCAAGCAGUUAUAGAAAUGACGUGGGAGGCGAGGAAAAAACAUGUCAUUCUCAACGGUUAUAGAAUAAGUGAGUUGAUAGUCGUCCAUGCAUUGGAAAAAUACUUAGCAGAUACAGAGUACUUAGAUGAAACUUUAACCAAAUAUGUAAAUGUCCAACAAUUGACAAGGACUACAGAUCAUGCUCAAUUCGGUAUACGCCUCAGGGCUAAGUUAAAAAGGGAUUCUCCUCUGCACCAAACUCUCAAUGCUGCUGAAUUGAAAAAAGUCGAUAUAGCAGUUCAGAAGCUUAACGACAUAGAAGUGGGAGAACUAAUUCGUGUAGGAUCUCAUGAAGUUCUCGAACACUAUAUUUCCCUCGACGAUGUAAGGAUAUCACAUGUUUUUGAACAUGAAUUUGAUGAAAAGACCAUCGUAAUAUGCAGAGAUGAGGUGUGCGUUGUAGUUAAAAUGAACAAGAACUUGGCUUAUUAUGAGGAAGGAACACGCAUCGAGUUAAUGAGUAGUAUUCGAAAGUUUCGUAAGAAGGCUAAUGUGUUUUCAAGUGAAUUUCUAAGGGUUUGUUAUCUAACUGAAGAUGUAUGCAUGAAGAGCGCAUUCGAGAAGUUCUCCGAAGAACUAAGAAAAACAACUCAUUCCGAAAUAAUGUCAAUCGAUGACGCUCGUGGUUACAGUGAAGAGGAAAUACAUCAUCAAGAAACUGUCAACAUUAAAGGUGUACCUGUGAUUUUGUAUUUGUUUAAAAAGAAAGGCGAACAAUAA